AUGCAUAAUGAUCUGAUGCUGCUCUAUUCUUUAUUUUUCUUAUCAAUAAUAAUAAGAAUUACGCACGGACAACAAACAGUAAUUUAUGUUAAACGUGGUGAUGUAGUUGAAUUAUGUGACAAUCGCUCGACAUCAAUUUAUGCUUAUGAAUAUCGAAGUUUCGAUGGUAAAAAAGAUCUAAUUCUUGAGCCAUCAAGAAAUGAUCGAUACUCAAAUCCAUAUCGGACAAGUCUAUUACGAAUAAAUAAUGUUAAUGAAAGUGAUAGUGGAUUAUAUAAAUGUCCACAAGAUGAUAUUGAAUGGCAAAAACUUCAAGUUUACACUCCCGUUAAACAUAUAUAUUUAAGUAAUCUUCAUGCACCAACUCGAAUGUAUAAUAAUGAUCUAUGCGGAAUUCAUGAUAGAAAUUGCUUAGUUAUGGUUGAAGGUGAACCAUUGGAUAUUGUUUGCGCUGCUGAUGGUUCUCCUCGUCCAUCACUUGAAAUUUCAUUAAAUAAAAAUCAUACAACACCAACAAUAAUGGCAUUAGCAACGGGCAUUAAAACGCCAGAUUUGAUUGACAAUCGAUUUCAACCAAGUGUUUAUGAAGUUUAUCGUAUUCCACAUUUAACAUACGCUGAUAACGGACGAAAUCUAACAUGUCAUGUCGAUAUGAAACACAUUGAUAACACGCUCAUUUUAUCAGUGACAAAACAAAUCUAUAUUGAAUAUCGACCGACAGUUGCAGAAAAAGUUAAAAAAAUCUAUUCUGGAAUUAAUCGUACGCGUACUGUUAAUUGUACAGUUAUACGUGCUAAUCCAAUGUAUAUACAUUAUAAGAUCCACGCUUUAACACCAUCACUUAUCAGUAAAGAAUAUGAUGAUCAAAAUCCUUCGUACUAUAAAUUUGAUAUAACGCCCACAUCCAUUGAUCAAUUUCGUUCGUUUAAUGUAACUGCUAACAAUAGUAUUGGUUAUGAUACAUGCACUUAUGAAUUAAUUCACGGAGAUGUACCUGAUCGAAUAACAAAUUGUACACUUGAUAAAUCGACAUCAAAUAUUACUAUAACAAUAACUUGUACGAAAAGUUAUGCACAAGGUGAUAGUGAUAGUUAUGCAUGUAUACUAUAUGAAAAGGAUGAAAAUGAUCCAGAAAGAAUGUUCAAAGAAAUAGCACGAACAAAAUCUUGCAUAUUUGCAUUACCAUAUACUCAUACACCUGUUGAAUAUCGUAUUGGUGCACUAAAUAAUUACGGUUCAUUAUCAAUCAAUCAACAUGGUUAUGUUAUUCCGUUGAAUCAAAAAACUUCACAAAAAGCAUCAGUUUUCAAUAAGAAACUUUCUGUUAUUCUUGGUUGCAUAUUCGGUGGUGCGAUCGUAUUAGUUUUUCUUUGUUGUCUUUGCGGAACAUGUCAUCAAGACCGAUCGAAGCUUUCAACUAGAAAUACUCUUUAUCAAAAAGAUAGAUAUCCCCGAUCGUCGACCGAGAGCGAAGCAUUAAAACCUAUCAGUGACGAAAAAGUGUUACACUUAGUUUCAAAUGGCAGUGAUAGACAUCAUCAGAACGGCGCUGUUUAUGAUAUUCCUAUUCAUUUAAAUGGUAAAUAUUCUCAUCAAUUAACUUCUCCAACAUCUGUUUAUCAUCAACAAAAGUCUCAACAAUCAACUAAUCUUCAUUAUAUUGAUCAAGAUUCAAUAACAAGUAGUCUUAAUUCAUUACGCACACGAGCACGUACAUUUAACAAUAAAUUCUACGGUAAUCCAUUAAUGGAGAAUAAAUACGGACCACUAUCAUCAACAAUACAAGGCAAUGCGAAUAAUGGUGAAAUUAUGGAAAACGACGAAGAAGACGAAGACGAAUCACCAGUUUAUUCAACAACAACAGAUGUUAUGUCUGAAAGUGGCUCAUUUCUUGUUUCAAAUUCAUCAUCAAAGCGUCGUGCACCACCUCCACCUAAACCACGUUAUUCAACAUUAAGUUCUCUUCGUUUACCAGCUGAAAAUUCUGAUAAAGUACCAUUGCCAUGUCCUAAACCACGUUCUCGUUCAAAUUCACGUACACGUUUAAAUAAUGGAAGUUCAGAUAAUUCAUCAUAUUUAUACGAAGAACGUCCUGUUUCAUCAUCAGACUCUGGUAUCGGUCAAUCAGAUGUUGUUUGUCUCCCCAAUGGUGAUACAAUACGUUCGGGUCUUGUGAAAUCAAGACAAAAUAGCCUUCAAAAACAUUAUACUAGCCCACCAUUAAUUCAACAACCAAUAAAACAGGAAAUAUUAACAUCACCUAUUGUUCGUGGUACAGAAUGCUAA
Rotaria socialis is the source of this 2286-nucleotide messenger RNA. The record is from the annotation of a GenBank genome assembly. Lineage: Eukaryota; Metazoa; Rotifera; Eurotatoria; Philodinida; Philodinidae.